UUGAGCUCCGCCUUCGCCGACGGCCCGGUGCUCGCCCGCGCCGGCGACCGCCACCGCUACGAAUCGAUCGCGCGCGAGGAAUACGACGAGAUUCGCGCAGAGGUCGAGGCCGGCACCUACGCGUACCGGGUCGAGGAGGGCACCUUCGAUUGCGCGGGCUAUGUGGACUGGCUUGCGGAGAUCGGGGAGCCCGAGGAGAAGCGCGACCCCGAGAGCACGUGGGGGCCGGCCUGA
This is a messenger RNA of Geodia barretti, 234 nucleotides long. NCBI's taxonomy places the organism in Eukaryota, Metazoa, Porifera, Demospongiae, Tetractinellida, Geodiidae. The record is from the annotation of a GenBank genome assembly.